UACAGUUCUUUUUGAAAUUUGGUCGAAUACAUUUGGCGAAUAUUUUCAAACGAAAAGAUGGAAACUAUUGAAUCUAUGAACGAACAAACUCCUCAACAAUCUACGAAUACUGUUGUAAAUUCUGGAGAGUCUAAUGGAUUUAAUAUGGAAAUAUUUAACGGUUUCUUUACAAACGAUUUUGUAAAGAUAUUAGAUGAUAAUAUGGAAAAAGCGAAAAUUGAUAUUACGAAUGAUAAAUACAAUCAAAUUAAUAAUUUGAAAGAUGAGGUAUUUAAUAUUCAAACUCAUGUUUGUAGGGAAUUUACAAACUUACGUAUGGAUCUUGAAAAUGUUUUCGAUGAAAAAUUAUCUACGUUGAAUAAACUGGUAAAAGAAAUGAAAAUGCUUAAAGAAUAUUACGAUAGAACAACUAAUAAGAAUCUUCAGAAUGAUAUUAAAAAAAUGGCUGAAAAACUGAUUUAUUGUAUUGGUAAUAUUUUGAAAAUGAAAGCCUAUUAUGAAAAAUGUGAACCGGUUAAAGGCGUUGAAAUUGGUAAAAUGAUUAUUCCACCUUUUGAAAAUCCUAUUGGUGAACAGAUUGUCGAUUUAGAGUUUGUUCCCAAAAAGAUUGUAGCGAAUGAUGAUGGAUUUUACUGUACAAGCGAAUCGAGACUAUCAAUUAUAGAUAUUGAAAAGAAACAAAUUGUUCUGAGUAAUACUUUUGCUAUUGGAGAUAUAUCAAUAACUUACGAUGGAAAAUUGGCGUUUAUAGCUCAUUCUGUUUCGGCUAUUCCUGCAGUAUUUAUUUACUCUAAUAGUACUCACUGCUUUAAAGAACUAACUCUAAUUGACCAAUUAAACAAAACCUAUACCAAUUAUCUACCCUACUUUCAUAUUCUAAAGGAUGAUUUGGUGUUGUACGACACUGAAUAUAAACUGUCGAUGAAGAGUAACAGGACAAGAUUAUUAUCUAAAUGUCAACCUGCUAAAAUUCCGGAGGAUUCAAAAAUCAUUGAUAAUGUUUUGUACGAAACUACCGAAGUUGGUUCCUACAUUAGCGCAACUUCUGAUGAUAGAAAAGCCUACAUUACCUGCUAUAUUGGAAAACGUCAGAUAUCCGUUGUGAGAAAUCUAAUUAAUGAACUAAAUAAGGGCAAAUUUCUAUUAUCGACCAAAUGCUUUAUCUUUAUCGUCGAUCCAUCAGAGAAUUCGGCUGAAGUUUACGAAACUCAAACGAUUUUUGGAGAAGAAUAUCUUGUCUCCUAUAGAAUGACUGAAGAAGAAGUAAUCUUUUGCCUUGGUACAUCGACAAAUGAAAAACUUUUCAAGUUUCGAAGAUAUUUCCGCCGUUGCAUUUGCUCUGAAUGAAUAAUAAUAACGAUCUAAUCAAUUUCAAUAUUUCAUGUUUCAAAUACUUUCAAUACAUUUAUCUUUUUUCUUUCAACUCUA
Molecule: messenger RNA, 1428 nt
Organism: Dimorphilus gyrociliatus
Lineage: Eukaryota; Metazoa; Annelida; Polychaeta; Dinophilidae
Source: the annotation of a GenBank genome assembly